Clonostachys rhizophaga is the source of this 651-nucleotide messenger RNA. The record is from the annotation of a GenBank genome assembly. Lineage: Eukaryota; Fungi; Ascomycota; Sordariomycetes; Hypocreales; Bionectriaceae.
AUGGCGCUCCCUCCCAAGUUUGCCGGCCAGAAACUGCACUUUGGGGACCUGGCCCAGCCCAAUGCCGCCGUCCCCCCCGCUCCGCACACUCUCGAGCUCUACCUGGACUACGUCUGCCCCUUCUCCGCCAAGAUCUUCAAGACGUUCACCACCCAGGUCGUGCCCUUGAUCCGCGCCAACCCCGUCUGGGCCUCCAACUUCACCCUCAUCUUCCGCCAGCAGGUCCAGCCCUGGCACCCCUCGUCCACGCUGGUCCACGAGGCCGCCCUGGCCGUUCUCAAGCUCGCGCCCGAGAAGUUCUGGGACUUUAGCGCCAAGCUGUUCGAGGACCAGAAGGCAUACUUCGACGUCAACGUCGUCAAUGAGACCAGGAACAACACCUACAGGCGCCUGGCGGACCUCGCUGGGAGCGUUGGCGUCGACCGGGACCAGGUCUACAAGCUGCUCGUGAUCCCGGACAAGCCAGGCGAGGACGGCUCGCUCAACUCGGGCAACGGGGUCACGGCCGACCUCAAGGUUGUGACCAAGAUGAACCGUCUCAUUGGCGUCCAUGUCACUCCCACCGGUGUCUUUGACGGCGUGGUUCAAGAUAUCAGCUCCGGGUGGACUCCUGAUCAGUGGAAGGAGUGGCUGACCAAGAAUGUCGUUUGA